Molecule: messenger RNA, 2641 nt
Organism: Fukomys damarensis (Damara mole-rat)
Lineage: Eukaryota; Metazoa; Chordata; Mammalia; Rodentia; Bathyergidae
Gene: Iho1
Product: interactor of HORMAD1 1
Exons: 8
Coding region: 203-1984 (593 amino acids)
Biological process (GO): DNA recombination; homologous chromosome pairing at meiosis; meiotic DNA double-strand break formation
Cellular component (GO): condensed nuclear chromosome
Source: RefSeq, a predicted model, not a curated record
CUUUCUGCAGUUGGGGAGGGGGGGUGCUUGACUGCUCAUUCUGGGCCUCCAGAGGACCGUGUGUACGAGGAGUGGAGGCGGCCAGCCCCCUCAGUCGCCUCUGCCCACGCGGCUCCUCCCGGGCCUUCUAACCUUCCCUUAGGAAAUGAGCUGGGCACGCAAGGAGAGUGAGCCCUACCCAGCAAAAGAAAAAUCAUAAGAAAUGAGUUUUAAUGUCUGGAAUAUCAAAGAGAUGCUCAGUAUUCCCUCAGGCUCUGGGACCACUAAAUCAUCUAGCUGGCAUAAUAAUCAGACUGAUUAUUCUGCACUCAGUGAUUCCCAGUUCCUCUUUGGAUCUCAGUUUUGUCCAGAAAAUUCAGAGACCCUGUCAGCACCCUUAGACUUAGGUGCUCAUUUGAAACAUCCAAAACAGUUGCAACAGAAUUCUCUGGAUAGUGAACCUAGUAUUUUCACAAAGUACCAGACAAAACCCCAACUCUUUGGAGGAGAGGCAAAGGAUGGGGGCUUAUUUUCUCUUCCUUUACCAGUUGGAAAAUCAAAAUGCCUCUUGAAACAAUUUGAGGAGAAAAAUAAAAGGGUGAAAGACAAAUGUGACAGUGAGACUGUAUACAACUUUGUUUCCCAGGUCAGAGAAAGCAUUCAGAGGUUGCAGACAUCUGUGGACAAGUCUGAGGAACGCCUCAGUUCAAGAAGCCAAUCUAUUUUGGAUUCUUUGGAGACUAUAGCUAAGACAUUGCAAGAGACUGCACGGGCCCUGAGCGACCUGAGGUUUGAGGCAGUACAAGAAAAAGGCAAUGCCGAGCAGGCCAUCCUGGACAUGCAGAAGAGAUUUGAAGCUAGACAAACAGAGUUUAUAGAAAUAAAGUCCAGCCUGAAGCACCUUGAGGUUUUAGUUGCCAAGCAGAAUAAGGACUUCCAGCAGCUAUGUGAGCAGCUAGGCCAGCUGCACGUACCUGAUGUCCUUGCAGAGCUGGAGAGACUGGUCUCGGCACCUCGGGUACCUAGGCACGUGAAAGAUAGUGCUUCUCAGACCUCACCACCUAUGGCCCAGAGCCUCAGUUUCACCAAGCAGAGUAAACUCCCCUGUGAGGAGCCCGUUACAUGGCAGAUCCAGGCCACCCCUGCUGCGGGGAACCAAGGUGCAGGCUCCCUGAGGCCUGGGGAGUUUGGUGUCUGGGCUGAGCAAGCGAAGAGUGAUUCUGUCCAAGAAAAAGCUGCACUGCCUGCAGUUGAGCCUUGUAGAGGAAAUGAGCGAGUAAAGGACAAGGCAAUGCAGACUCACUGCCGGGAUUCAGCUAAAAAAAGUCCUAAGAGCCAUGGCUCCAGCAUCCCAGGCCACAAGGUAUGCGCUGAUAGAGACCUCGUUUCCCAAGGAGGCUCACAGUUCAUAUCCCUGGACUUAAACAGUGUUGCAAACAGCGUUCAGAAUGUGUACCCAGAAUAUCAGGCCCAAAAUAUGUUUUUUUGUGACCCAGGUGAACAGUUGGUGACUGAACAGAAAGGCAAGACUUUAGAAAGAGGGAGGAAAAGCAAGAAGCGGCAGCCCAGGAAGGUCCGCAGGGGCAAGCUCCCCACUAGGAAGCGAGAACAAACCCCAAGCAAGACCCAUGCUUUUAACCCCAAGAGUCCCCUGUCUCCAGUUUCCAGCCCAGGAAGGCCCCCCACAGGGCAGCAAGAGCUCCUUGCUCAGGCCCUGUGUCUGCAGGGGCCCAGAAGCUCCCCAAAAUCAGUCUGUCCUGUUCCAGGAAGAAGAGACAAGCCCAGUAAGACAGCAAGGGCAGAGGCGGAGGAUGCCUUACAAUUCACCAUGUGUUCUUCAGAGGGAAACUGGCUCCUCCCAAAGGAAAGCAGUUUCCAGAGGGACCAACAGAUAAGCUGGUUCAGUGACCUCAACCUGGAAAAUUCAGAGCCUGCCCCGUGUAAGAAGGCAGGGAAGAAUUUACUGUGUCUCCUGGGUUUUGAUAGCAGCGAUGAUGACUUUUGAGCAGCCAACAGUGACUUCAGCUGCUGAUUUAUGGAUCUCAGCUAGAUUAGUCAAAUCACAGAACACUUGAACUGACUCACAGAAAAAAGACCUUGAAACCUGCUUGGGGACCCUUGUGGUCAGGCCCCGCUGGGGUAAGGUCAGUGGGAGGAAGGCACAGGCACGGUGUCCUAGGAAUUCAGUUCUGCUGCUCAGGUGAAGGGCGUAAGGGACACGUUCAUCCGUGUUUCUCAGAAGAAAAUGUGUGGAGAUGAUGGGCAGGAGACAUGGGGCUGCAGCCUGGCGGUGGGUACCAGAGCAUGACUGUCCCUGGUGAAAAGGGACUGGCUUGCUGUGGCAGCAAUGACUCCCACACACAACAUUUUUCAUCUUCACAAUAUUCCUUGCACAUAACCAAUACCUUUCUGAGCCCUUUUAUCUUUGGCCAAUUACAAUGCCAGAGAGUUUGCAUGUUUCCAUCAGAGGACAUACUACAGGUCACCAAGUUAGUUUUCUUGUGAACAGAGAAGGAUCAAAACUGCCUAUGAAAGAGAAGUAGCACAUACCUUUAACUAUCCAGGGCGCUACUGUUUUUAAGACACUGGAGUCCAUUUUCUUCCUGGCUGUUUUUCCGUUUUGUUCUUCAGCUACUCUUAAACUGAAUGACAGUGUCUGAGG